GUAUACUUCAAAAUUAUCUUAAAUAUAAUCAACAGAAGGUUGCGGGUAGAGUUAUAUUUGCAAGCACAUCAUCACCGUAUGGCUACAAAAUUAGCACCUUAAAACACACUCGAUUUCCUGAUUCUAUGGCUAUAUAUAUUCAUCCAAAACUCGAUAAGGUUAGUUUUAUCACUGUAAUGCUCGAACUUCUUAAACCUUUUGUUGACCCUACGAAAAUUAAGUGUCUCAUAAUUGUGAUUAGUACUGAAGAAGAUAAAACGUUUGAUUUUAAAAUUAUAAAAGAAACUGCUGAAGCUUAUAGUGUAGGAUUAAAUAUCAUUGGAGGUUCUGCUCAUAAUAUUAUGUUGGACCUUACGUGGGAGAAUGCUGCUAGUGUUAUUUUCAAUAGAAUCCAUGAAAUAGUUGUAAACAAGGAAUAA
Funneliformis geosporum is the source of this 419-nucleotide messenger RNA. The record is from the annotation of a GenBank genome assembly. NCBI's taxonomy places the organism in Eukaryota, Fungi, Glomeromycota, Glomeromycetes, Glomerales, Glomeraceae.